Messenger RNA from Polyodon spathula (Mississippi paddlefish), 2464 nucleotides. RefSeq names its product ras-related protein Rab-40B. Gene Ontology annotation, molecular function: GTPase activity; GTP binding. Gene Ontology annotation, biological process: intracellular signal transduction; protein localization to plasma membrane. The record is from RefSeq and is a predicted model, not a curated record. The transcript is spliced from 6 exons. Gene Ontology annotation, cellular component: endosome; plasma membrane; synaptic vesicle. The coding region runs from base 758 to 1594 and encodes 278 amino acids. NCBI's taxonomy places the organism in Eukaryota, Metazoa, Chordata, Actinopteri, Acipenseriformes, Polyodontidae.
GUUAGCAAUUUGCUGGCAGGUUGUGGAACACAGAGACAGGCAAACUAAAGCAGAUACAGCGAAAGCAAUGCUUGAGUGCAGAGCAUGUCGGAAUACAGCGUGGUUGAGAGUCCGUGAGAAUACGAUGUUUUUUUGAAGUGUCAUUCUAGUGACAUGAGAAAGCACAGCAACAGAAAAAGCCUUCACAACGACAUUUUCAUUUACAGGCAACUUUAUUGUGUAGCUAAAUGUGAAAUUGCGUUGUCCUAGGUGGUAGCGUGAAUGUACUGGAUACAGUAGAAUACUACAACUCACACAAAAGUGAUUGCACUUUCGAAUCCAAGUUCCGAAGACAAUUGGAUAUUGUAUUGCGAUUUGAUAAUAAAAGACUGACGUGCUGAUUAAGAUCUGGAACUUGUAUUUUGCUACUGCAUGCUUAAUCGACUUACUCAGAAACUACGUAGCUAGUAGUGUUAUCGUAGAAGCCACACAUUUACUAAUCUUAGUAUUGUGCAAUUUAUAUUUUGCUGGCUGAAAACUAUCGUUUGCAAAAUCAAAAUUGACAACAAUAUAGAGUAAUUUGCUAUUUGAAAGUUACUGGGAUUGUGAUACUGGUGCACAUGUCAAAAGUUGCAGCAGUCAGUAGUGAGAGAGCUUUCCACACACCGUCGAUUUUGGGAACAAACAGAUCUUAAGUUCUCAAGAUAAGUGAUCUGCUUUUUUUAUUUAUUUAUUUUUUUGUUCCAUUACGGGACAUCAGCGUUGAUAUGCCAGGAGGAUGACCAACAGAGGCAGCCCAGUGAAGGCUUAUGAUUUUCUGCUCAAGUUCCUGCUGGUCGGAGACAGCGAUGUUGGGAAGGGAGAAAUCUUGUCAAGUCUGCAGAAUGGAGCCAGUGAGUCUUCUUACGGAUACAACAUGGGGAUUGAUUACAAGACCACAACCAUUCUGCUGGACGGACGGAGGGUAAAACUGCAGCUGUGGGACACAUCUGGCCAGGGGAGGUUCUGCACGAUAUUCCGCUCCUACUCCAGAGGUGCCCAGGGCGUGAUCCUGGUUUAUGACAUCACCAAUCGCUGGUCAUUUGAUGGUAUUGACAGGUGGAUCAAGGAGAUUGAUGAGCAUGCACCAGGUGUUCCUAAGAUCCUGGUGGGAAAUCGUCUUCACCUGGCCUUCAAGAGACAGGUGACUACAGAGCAGGCCCAGGUCUACGCAGAGCGCCUCGGCAUCACCUUCUUCGAGGUGAGCCCUCUGUGUAACUUCAACAUCACCGAGUCCUUCACAGAGCUGGCCCGGAUCGUACUGAUGAGGCACGGGAUGGAGAGGCUCUGGAGGCCCAACAAAGUGUUGAGCCUUCAGGACCUCUGCUGUCGAUCCAUAGUGUCCUGCACCCCUGUUCACCUGGUGGACAAGCUCCCUCUCCCUGUUGCCUUAAAAAGCCACCUGAAGUCUUUCUCCAUGGCCAAUGGCCUGAACGCCAGGAUGAUGCACGGACGCUCGUAUUCCCUCACUGCCAGCAAUGGUAACAAGAGGAACAGCCUGAAGAAAACCAAAAUGAUUGGUCCUCCUCAGAGCCCAUCACAGAGCUGUGCCAGGAAGAGCUGCAAGAUCUCCUAGCCCCGCCCCCAGCAAUAACUACAGGGAAUUACUGACUGAAACCCUUUCAUUCAAGGACCCCCAGAAGCUCUUCAUUACCGGGCUUCAUGGAAAGGAGAUGAAAUAAUAAUGGUGAAUGUUGGGAUCUCUUUCUGGGUUCACUCAGAUUAAUGUUGCUGCUAAAUCAAUAUUGUAGAUUAGGGAAAACAAUGCACUGUAAUGGUGUGCAGAUGUAAAUCUUUACCCGGGAGGUGUACAGAAUGUAAAGAGACUUUUCUUUUUAGUUUGGGUUUUGGUCUGAGCCAUUCUUAAUGAAUUAAAAAUAAAUACAUGGAAAGUAUGUGAGGCUUUUUUUUUUUUUUUUUUUGUUAAACAUGGAAAUAAGUGAUUGUGUGUAAUCAAAACUAUUUAAAUUUUGGGUGGAGUUUCGAUGCAAUAUACUUAUUGUAAAAUAACUACAUUAAAGUUUGCUGACCAUUGAAAUGGAUUUUCAUUUAAGCCUGUUUCAAGUAUUCCUUGGAAUCUCACAAGCCCUAAUUAAAGGUUGCUCCAGAAACCUGUACAUAUAUUUAUAUACAGGAAAAUCUGCUUUGUGUAUUUAAUAUGUAUUAUGUUGUUUGAUACUUUUGUGCUUUAUUGCUUGGUUUGUAUCAUAUAUUUCAUUUUUAAAGUGUAAAGUGAUAGGGAUUGCAAAGAGGAAGGAAGAUGCCAAAUAUAUUGGUGGUAAAGUGAAGUUGGAGCAAUGGACAAAAGGGUUUUUACAAAGUGUUUUGUAAAUUAUGAUCACUAUUAUUAACAAUAAAUGUUUCAAACAAGAAAAGACUUAUUUUUCACAUAUUUUCCCCUCAGUCUGCGUUGUUUCCUUACAUGGUUAUCUUAACUAAAUAAAGU